Messenger RNA from Puccinia graminis f. sp. tritici CRL 75-36-700-3, 284 nucleotides. RefSeq lists its product as uncharacterized. The coding region runs from base 42 to 284 and encodes 80 amino acids. The transcript is spliced from 2 exons. The record is from RefSeq and is a predicted model, not a curated record. Lineage: Eukaryota; Fungi; Basidiomycota; Pucciniomycetes; Pucciniales; Pucciniaceae.
AUUUCAAGCUCCAUAUUGCCACCCAGGAAUGAGAUGCAAGGAUGCCGUUGAAAGUUAAACGGCAAACGCUAGCCCACCGGAUCAAAUCUUGUUCCCACUUCCCAGCAAGUGGCGCCUCACGUGGGUGCAGUCCCGACUGGUCACUACAUCGAUGGACUGAUCGGCUAAGGCUUUUGGACGCGAUCAACCUUCACGUUCGGAUGUUAAUAUACAGGUCAAGAUCUAUCGCAUGCGCUGCAUUUUCCGAAUCUUUCGACUGUUACAAUGGAGGUCGCAAUGAUUGA